AUGAAUGACCUGCUGAAGGUGCCCCUGGUGCACAUCCUCUCCCUGGCAGCCCUCAGCUUGGCCGAGACGUUCCCGAAAGCUCCCUUGAUCAGCACUCCUCUGGAAACUGUGGAUGCGCUGGUAGAGGACAUCGCCAAGUUUGUCUGUGUAGUGGAGUCAUACCCUGAGCCGGAGAUUACGUGGACGCGCAACAGCAUUCCCAUCAGGCUGUUUGACACCCGGUACAGCAUACAGAGAAACGGGCAGCUCCUGACCAUUUUGAGCGUGGAGGACAGUGAUGAUGGGGUGUACUGCUGCACAGCGGAUAAUGGGGUUGGAGCGGCCGCGCAGAGCUGUGGGGCUCUCCAAGUGAAAAUGCGACCCAAAAUAACCCGACCGCCUAUAAAUGUGGAAAUAAUAGAAGGGUUAAAGGCUGUUCUUCCAUGCACUACAAUGGGGAAUCCAAAACCUUCUGUUUCAUGGAUCAAAGGAGAAACAGUUGUAAAGGAGAACGCUCGCAUUGCUGUCCUUGAUUCAGGGAAUUUAAGGAUCCACAAUGUUCAGAGAGAAGAUGCAGGACAAUAUCGAUGUGUAGCCAAGAACAGCCUAGGCACAGCCUAUUCAAAACCCGCAAUGGUGGUAGUGGAAGUUUUUGCCAGAAUCCUGAAGGCUCCUGAAUCCCAAAAUAUCACCUUUGGGUCUGUGGUGACAUUGCGGUGUGCAGCAACCGGCCUUCCAGUCCCCACCAUCACCUGGCUGGAAAAUGGGAAAGCUGUUUCUGCAGGGUCUAUAGCGGAAAGUGUCAAGGACAGAGUGGUUGACUCCAGACUGCAGGUGUACGUCACCCGACCUGGCCUGUUCACUUGCCUCGCCACAAACAAACACAGCAAAACUUUCGGAGCUGCAAAAGCUGCAGCAACCAUCAGUGUUUCAGAGUGGAGCAAGCUGUACAAGGGUGAUGCAGGCUACUGCAGCACGUACAGAGGUGAGGUGUGUAGUGCUAUCUUGGCGAAGAAUGCUCUUGUUUUCUACAACUCCUCCUAUGCUGACCCGGAGGAGACCCAAGAGCUGCUUGUGCACACUGCCUGGACUGAACUGAAAAUGGUGAGUUCAUUCUGCCAACCGGCUGCUGAGUCUCUGCUGUGUAACUACAUCUUCCAGGAGUGCAAUCCCUCAGGAGCUGGGCCAGCUCCAAAACCGGUGUGCAGAGAGAAUUGCCUUGCUGUAAAGGAUCUCUACUGCUUUAAGGAAUGGCUCUCAAUGGAGGAAAACUCUCAGAAGGGGAUUUACAAGCCAGGGCUGAUGCUACUCACUCUUCCCGAAUGCAACAGGCUGCCCAGUCUGCACCAGGACCCCAGCGCCUGCAUCCACAUCCCUUUCUUCGAUUUUAAGAAGGAGAAUAUAACCAGGACUUGCUACAGCGGCAAUGGCCAGUUUUACCAGGGCUGGGCCAACGUCACGGCUUUCGGGAUUCCUUGCCAGAAGUGGAGCGACCAGGCGCCCCAUUUGCACAGGAGGACUCCUCAGGUUUUCCCUGAGCUGUCUGAUGCUGAGAAUUACUGCCGCAAUCCAGGAGGUGAGAAUGAACGUCCCUGGUGCUACACAAAAGACCCAUCCGUGACCUGGGAAUACUGCAGUGUGUCUCCCUGUGGAGAUGCAUCGUUAUCACUAGGAACAAGAAAACCAAAUGGAGAGACUCCAGAUCUCCCCCCUCCUCCUCCCUUUUCCCCUACAUACUCCAUGACUGUUAUCAUCUCAAUCAUCUCCAGCUUUGCCCUGGUGGCGAUCCUUGGCAUUGUCACCCUGGUUUGCUGCCGUCGGCGAAAGCAGUGGAAAAACAAAAAAAGGGAGUCAGAGACACCGACGCUCACCACUCUGCCCUCCGAACUCCUCCUGGACCGGCUGCAUCCCAACCCGAUGUACCAGCGGAUGCCCCUUCUCCUCAAUCCAAAAUUGCUCAGUCUGGAGUAUCCCAGGAACAAUAUUGAAUAUGUGAGAGAUAUCGGGGAAGGAGCAUUUGGGAGAGUCUUCCAAGCAAGGGCCCCAGGGCUGCUGCCGUACGAGUCUUUCACAAUGGUGGCGGUGAAAAUGCUGAAGGAGGAAGCGUCCGCAGACAUGCAGGCUGACUUUCAGAGGGAGGCAGCCCUCAUGGCAGAGUUUGACAAUCCGAAUAUCGUCAAGCUUUUAGGUGUGUGUGCUGUUGGGAAACCGAUGUGCCUGCUGUUCGAGUACAUGGCCUACGGGGAUCUCAACGAGUACCUGCGUGACCGCUCGCCCCGCAACCUCUGCAGCCUGGUGCACAGUAGUCUGGACGCACGGAUCCGCCUCCCCAACCCCCUGGCGCUGUGCUGCACCAGCCAGCUCUGCAUUGCCAAGCAGGUGGCUGCCGGCAUGGCGUACCUCUCUGAGCGCAAGUUUGUCCACCGUGAUUUGGCUACUAGAAACUGCCUGGUGGGGGAGAACAUGGUGGUCAAAAUCGCUGAUUUUGGUCUCUCAAGGAACAUGUAUUCAGCCGACUAUUACAAAGCAAAUGAGAACGACGCCAUCCCUAUCCGCUGGAUGCCCCCUGAGUCCAUUUUCUACAACCGCUACACCACAGAGUCUGACGUGUGGGCCUACGGGGUGGUGCUAUGGGAGAUCUUCACCUAUGGCAUGCAGCCCUACUAUGGGAUGGCUCAUGAGGAGGUCAUCUACUAUGUGAGGGAUGGGAAUGUCCUCUCCUGCCCGGACAAUUGUCCCCUGGAGCUCUACAACCUGAUGCGCCUCUGUUGGAGCAAGCUGCCUGCUGACCGGCCAGGCUUUGCCAGCAUCCACCGCAUCUUGGAGCGCAUGUACGAGAGGGCCGUGGCCACUCCGUCAGUCUGA
Pygoscelis adeliae (Adelie penguin) is the source of this 2844-nucleotide messenger RNA. It is a transcript of the gene MUSK, whose product is annotated as muscle, skeletal, receptor tyrosine kinase. NCBI's taxonomy places the organism in Eukaryota, Metazoa, Chordata, Aves, Sphenisciformes, Spheniscidae. The transcript is spliced from 18 exons. The record is from RefSeq and is a predicted model, not a curated record. Gene Ontology annotation, molecular function: protein binding; transmembrane receptor protein tyrosine kinase activity; ATP binding. The coding region runs from base 1 to 2844 and encodes 947 amino acids. Gene Ontology annotation, cellular component: signaling receptor complex. Gene Ontology annotation, biological process: positive regulation of kinase activity; protein phosphorylation; multicellular organism development.